Chenopodium quinoa (quinoa) is the source of this 995-nucleotide messenger RNA. RefSeq names its product probable ran guanine nucleotide release factor. Bases 173 to 724 code for a protein of 183 amino acids. Gene Ontology annotation, cellular component: nucleus. NCBI's taxonomy places the organism in Eukaryota, Viridiplantae, Streptophyta, Magnoliopsida, Caryophyllales, Amaranthaceae. The record is from RefSeq and is a predicted model, not a curated record. Gene Ontology annotation, molecular function: small GTPase binding; guanyl-nucleotide exchange factor activity. The transcript is spliced from 8 exons. Gene Ontology annotation, biological process: protein import into nucleus.
UAAAGUACAUGUACAUAGGAAUUUCAAUUUGCACUAGAGCUCAUCCCUUGUGAGUCUCCUUACUCGCCGGAAAAAGGACCGGCGACCACCCAACCACCCACUACAAGUUUUUUGCUUAAAAAUAGUGGAAAAUGCAUGUACUGAGCAUCCUUUAUUUGGUGGGGCUAUAUCAAUGAUCUUUCCUGCUAGAUUCCAGGAUUUGAGCAAUGUACGGGAAGUUCCCGAUCAUCAGGAAGCGUUUGCUGAUCCUAGUCGAGAUGAAAGUCUCAUUGUUGAAUUGUUAGAGCUGAAGCAAGAGGUUGCCGAUGAAGGUAGUGCCGUGUGGUUCCUUCAAGACCUUGCUAGGGAACAGGAUGCUGAAGGUGGUAUGUUGAUUGAGCAAUCAGGAGUCUUGGAGGUUCCGGGAUUGUGCUACGGAAGCACACCUGCUGUCGUCACCAGUGCUGUUGGUCAAAUGGCCAUUUCUAAGGGGCGUCAAGGAAGAGAGGCACAAAAUAUAUUAAGGGUUUAUUUGGCCAAUCUGCGUCUUAAGGAAGUUGGCACAGAUAUCUUGAUCACUGCCUAUGAGCCUGUUGUUAUUAGUCCUUUAAGUGAGAGUGCUAGUACUGUUGGUGCUGGAGUAGUAUCGCCCGCUGAACAAUCUGGAUGUAUGCCAAUGGCUGAGGUCUUCAAGCUUUCUGUUUCUAGCUUCAAAGUCAAUGAUUGGAGCCUUUUCAAUGCUUAAAGAUGUUAUUUUUAGUAAAUAGCAGUAUAGCAGUGGUGCGCUUUUGUGCGAAGUAAUUUGUAGUUAGAUUUUUGCUACCAGAAGAUAAUACUUGGAAAUUGUCAAUCAUUUAUCUCAAAUCUUGUAUGUUAAACUAAUUGCGACAUGUACAUGGAUUGUUUUGCUCACUCCUUGCUCGUACAAUCUAAUAUGCUAGCUGUGUGUAUGUUUUUUGAAACGGGAAAGUAAUUUGUAACUUGUGAUCAUCCUGUCGAAAACAGGGAAGCUCCUA